AUGUCACAGCAGAGUGCUGCGCUGCCCUACACCAGCUGGGGCGACGUUAUCCGUGAUAUACCUCCAGUGGCAUGGGGCGCAGUAGGAGUUGCUCUCGCACUGGGUCUUUCGGCUAUCGGUGCUGCAUGGGGGAUAUUCAUCACCGGCAGCAGUCUGCUGGGCGCAGCUGUGAAGUCCCCUAGGAUACGCUCGAAGAACUUGGUGUCCGUAAUCUUUUGCGAGGCAACCGCCAUCUACGGUGUUAUUAUUGCUAUCUUGAUUGCGAGCAAGCUUGAUGGCGUCCCUCCGGAUUUCAUACAGAGCAUGAUGCACCCCACCAAGAUUGAAAAGUGGCAGGCUGAUGCCAUUGCAGCUGGAUGGGGUCUUUUGGCUACAGGGCUUACUGUUGGACUUUCCAAUGUUUUCUCCGGGAUCUCGGUGGGUGUGGCAGGCAGCGGAGCCGCCUUAGGUGAUGCUCAGAGGCCAGAAAUAUUCGUCAAGAUGCUCAUAGUGGAGAUUUUUGCAUCGGCACUUGGGCUGUUUGGGGUCAUCAUUGGACUCCUACAGUUGAACUUGGUAAACUUUACGCGGCCGGCGAGAACAUGA
Messenger RNA from Eimeria maxima, 585 nucleotides. RefSeq names its product vacuolar ATP synthase 22 kDa proteolipid subunit, putative. Gene Ontology annotation, cellular component: proton-transporting V-type ATPase, V0 domain. Gene Ontology annotation, biological process: proton transmembrane transport. The transcript is spliced from 6 exons. Gene Ontology annotation, molecular function: proton-transporting ATPase activity, rotational mechanism. Bases 1 to 585 code for a protein of 194 amino acids. NCBI's taxonomy places the organism in Eukaryota, Apicomplexa, Conoidasida, Eucoccidiorida, Eimeriidae. The record is from RefSeq and is a predicted model, not a curated record.